Molecule: messenger RNA, 4152 nt
Organism: Alternaria atra
Lineage: Eukaryota; Fungi; Ascomycota; Dothideomycetes; Pleosporales; Pleosporaceae
Exons: 11
Coding region: 1-4152 (1383 amino acids)
Biological process (GO): small GTPase-mediated signal transduction
Molecular function (GO): oxidoreductase activity, acting on paired donors, with incorporation or reduction of molecular oxygen; iron ion binding; guanyl-nucleotide exchange factor activity
Source: RefSeq, a predicted model, not a curated record
AUGCCGCUCGACAACAAUCCGCUACCCGCCACGGUGGUACUGCUCUCUGCGGCGCUCACUGUCCUGCUGGCCUACGUGCUCUACGCAGUGACCUACAAUGUCUACUUCCACCCGCUGGCCGAGUUUCCGGGACCGCGCCUCGCCGGCGCUACGACAUACUGGAAGGCGUACAUCGAGUGCAUCGCGAACCGGUCCUUUUGUCACUUCCUUCUCCACUUUGCCAACCCCAAAGCCUAUCACGACAUCUACAACAACAAGAAUCGCUGGGACAAGGAAGCCACACUGUAUCAGAGCUUCAACGAAGACAGAUCUAGUUUCGGUUUUCUCACUUAUCCCGAAGCCAAGAACCGCAAAGAUGUGCUCAAUCGCUCCUUCUCGCCCGCCGCCAUCGAGAGCUCCGAGGGGCUGUUGGUUGCAAAGGUCAAGGAAUUGUGUGCAGCUUUCGAGCGGCGAAGCCAGGCUUCGAAAAGCACCGAUCUGUUCUAUGCAUUCCGCUGCAUGAGCGUAGAUGUCAUAACGACCUUCUGCUUCGGCAAACCCAUCCACGCUGUUGACGAAGCAGAUUUCAAGGCUCCGAUUGUCGUGGCCCUGGAUGCGGCGACGCCCGUUGCUAUGUACUUCAAGUAUUCCGAUUUGUUCAAGAACUUCAUAUUGAAAUGCCCGCCCAAUCUGUCCAAGAAGCUUAGCCCGUUGACAGCGGGCAUGAUUGAUCUAAACCAGUUACUCUCCCAGCAGAUCAACGAGCUCACCGAUGAUCCGGAAAAGCUUAAACUCCUUCCCCACAACAUGACCAUUUACCACCGACUGAUGGACCCGGAAGCCCAUCGUGACAAGCGGAUUCCCUCGGCUGGCAGCCUGUAUGAAGAGGCUCAAGCACUCAUGUUUGGUGGCACUGACACGGUCGGCAAUACCCUCAUGGUGGGAGCUUUCCACUUGCUCAAGAAUCACGAGAAGAUGCAGAAGCUCAAGUCGGAACUAUCAGCAGCCUGGCCUUCGCUCACAGAGAACGAGCCCAAGGUACGCGAUCUCGAGAGGUUACCUUAUCUGAAUGCCGUCAUCAAGGAGUCGCUCAGGCUCUCAUCGGGCGUCACGUCUGGUCUUUUGCGCAUCGUUCCUGCGACUGGUGCCACGAUAUCGGGAGUCCAAGUGCCACCCAAAACCAUUGUUUCAUGUGGUAGCACUUUCGUCCACUUCAACGCCAAGAUUUUCCCUGAACCAGACAAUUUUGUUCCGGAGCGCUGGCUCGACGAGUCGGCCGAGCUGGACAAGUGGCUUGUUGCCUUCUCGCGUGGCCCACGUAUGUGUUUGGGAAUCAAUCUCGCUUGGGCAGAGUUGCGUCUCGGUUUUGCUCACGUGUUCCGCAAGUUCGACCUGGAGCCCAAGGGCCAGUUUAUGCCCGCCACUGGAGGCAGCAGGGCAGUCCACGCGCCGCCUUCGAAGCCUACAGAGAAGGGCAAGAUGGUGCAGGCCAUGCAGCCACCGCGCAGAGAGAGCAGCGCUGGCGUCCCAGCCCAGCGGCCCGGCAUCAAGACGCGCGCAUACUCUGCUCCAAACGCCCCAAAGAGCGACGGCGAUGUUGGCAGCGAGCUCGACCGCACAGACGAAGACAAUGAAGGCGAAGAGAUAGCGGAUGAUGCCUUCUUCCAGCGAUACCACUUUCCCCAGCCCAUCCUCUCCACCCAGGAAGAAGAGGGCAGCAGUGCCGAAUCCUCUUCAGACACCGAGGGACCUCUCUCGCCCACGCACCACAAGGACCGCCAGUCGGCACAGGACGCGACGUCGGAGCCAUCUACGAGCUCGGCCAACAGCGAUUCGGCAUCACCUAUCCAAGACCUUAACAUUGCCGUCAUUGGCGCGCGGGGUUCCGGCAAGUCGACCUUUGUCCGCCGCGCCCUCGGGCUACCAGAAACCUCGACAACGACCAAUUGCUCGCGGCGAAUGACAAUCGACGGCACCCCCUACAUUGUGCGCUUCCUCGAAAUGGCCUUCAACGACGUGCACGUGGGCGACCGCAGCAUCAUCAAAUGGCCAGAAACCAUACACGACUUUGCGACACCGCGCAUGGAUGCAGCCGUUACCAUCUACGACGUCACAAACCAGGAGAGCCUGGGCAAGGUUCCCGAAAUGCUGAGCACACUGUCCAAGGCACAAUUACCCUUUAUCCUCGUAGCCUGCAAGUGCGAUCAACACCCCGCCCACCGCGAAGUCGAUCCGUCCGUUGUGGAGCAAAAAGCAAAGUCCUUCAUUGGAGACGUGAGCGUGUUUCAGACCUCCGAGUCGUCACCGGAGACGCACCGAGGAUGCCUGUCCGUCAUCACUCGUGCAGCGAUAGCGGCCAAGCGACUCAUUGACCCCAUGCAGCCAGGUCCCAAGCGUCAAUGGCGCGGCGGCGGGCCAACUCUUCCGCCCUCGGAGAUCUCCAUGAGGUUUCAACGGGCUUCUAGCGAGGUCAAGGGUCACCGUUAUAAGCCCAGCGAUGCCAACAAAACUUUUUUCAACGCCGAAGAGUCUCCCGGCUAUGAUUCGCAAGAAUCCGAUGACCAGGACUCGGACGCCGGCCAAAGCAUCAUGUCGGUGAAGCCGUCGGAUGAAAAUGGCUACACUUUCGAACAGCUCGUCGACCGACUACUCGCCCAGCCCAUGUCCAAAAAUGACUCCAAGUUCGUCUCCGUCUUCCUUGCCUUGUACCGGAGGUUUGCAACACCAGGUCAGCUACUCGAAGCAAUCAUCAAACGUUUUGAAGCCCAGAACAAGGAGAAGGACCUGGCCAUGAUCCGGAUAAUCGCUCAACUCCGUUACCUAUCCAUCUUGCAGCAAUGGGUCGCCUACUACCCUGGUGACUUCGCCUAUCCAACGACGCGCCGACUAAUCCGAAGGUUUGCAUCGUCGUUGGCCUUGAACCGCGAAUUCUCCGUCGCCGCGACCGAGAUCAUCCGCGAUCUGGAGAUGGUCACUGAAGACGACGACACCGACUGGGCAUGCAGCGACCGCCAACGCCACCAGAACGAAAACAUACCGACAUUCCAUAACAACGUCCUGGACGAAGACUCCGAUGAGGACGAGUUUUCAAGAGCGCUGGGCCACAUGUCUAUGAGCAGUUCGACGCGGAACUCGGUUGCCCGAAGCAGCGUAACAGGCGGUGCAUCAUCCAUAAGCGGCUCCAUGGGCUCAUCGCAGAUCCUCCUUACCCAAGUCGAGAAGAACGAACGACUGGCUCGACAACUGGAACCUAACCCGAUCAAGCCCCUAUCCAAGAUCCAGUGGCACCAGCUCAUGAGUGAAUCAGACGAAGCGAUCGCGAAGGAACUUACCCGGAUAGACUGGAUCAUGUUCUCCUCAGUACGACCACGCGAUCUCGUACGCCAUGUCAGUCUGAAUGCCGAAGAGAAGAAGCGAUGCAAGAACCUGGAGAAUGUAACACGCAUGACCGAGCACUUUAACCACGUCGCCUACCUCGUCACCAACUACAUCCUUCUACGCGAUAAGCCCAAGCACAGAGCCCUCAUGAUGGAGAAGUGGAUGAAGAUUGCACGACAGCUUCGGAAAUUGAACAACUACAACAUGCUUGGUGCCGUCAUGGCAGGCAUCAACGGCACAGCGAUUGGCCGACUUGUGGCGACUCGGGAGUUGGUCCCUCAAGCCACAAACCAAGACUUCUGGAAACUCGAUAUCCUCAUGGGCCAAACGAAGUCGCAUUCUGCCUACCGACUGGCAUGGGAGAAUAGUUCCGGCGAGCGCAUACCAUACAUACCACUUCACCGUCGCGACCUCGUAUCAGCUUCGGAAGGCAACUCAACGUUCGUUGGCGACAAAAAAAAGACUGAUUCAGCGUUCGCCCCACACCCGGGCGUAAGUGUCUUCGAAGGUGUUGCAGGGAAACGUGAUAGCCGAGAGCCACCGCCCAGCGGAGUCGUCGGCAAGGAACGCAUCAAUUGGCGCAAGUUUGAGAUCAUGGGUGAGGUCAUCGUCGGAGUACAACGCGCGCAGGGCACGCCGUAUCCCAACUGGCAAAGGUGUGAAGAGAUACGGAAUUUGAUCUUGGAUAUUAAGAUUAAUAAGGACGAUGAAGAACUAUACGAACGCAGCACCCAUCUCGAAGCCGGCCGGGCCGACGAGAAGAGCAGAAUUGCAAGAUGGUUCCGAGAGCGUUAG